AUGGCGAUGGAGAUGAGGCUCCCGGUCGCUCGCAAGCCUGUGAGUGAGAGCCUGGGCCGCGAGACUAAGAAACACCUGGUGGUGCCGGGGGACACGAUCACCACGGACACGGGCUUCAUGCGGGGCCAUGGAACUUACAUGGGGGAAGAGAAACUCAUUGCGUCUGUGGCUGGUUCCGUGGAAAGAGUAAACAAGCUGAUCUGUGUGAAAGCUUUGAAAACCAGAUAUAAUGGUGAAGUCGGUGACAUCGUAGUGGGGAGAAUCACAGAGGUUCAACAGAAGAGGUGGAAGGUGGAGACCAACUCCAGGCUGGAUUCAGUCUUGCUUCUGUCAUCCAUGAACCUUCCCGGAGGAGAGCUGAGGAGAAGAUCUGCGGAAGAUGAGCUGGCGAUGAGAGGUUUCCUGCAGGAAGGGGACCUUAUCAGUGCUGAGGUCCAGGCAGUGUUCUCUGAUGGAGCUGUUUCUCUGCACACGAGGAGUCUAAAGUACGGGAAACUAGGUCAGGGUGUUCUGGUCCAGGUUUCCCCCUCCCUGGUGAAACGACAGAAGACUCACUUCCAUGACUUGCCUUGUGGGGCCUCAGUAAUUCUCGGUAACAACGGCUUCAUCUGGAUCUACCCCACCCCUGAGCACAAGGAGGAUGAUGCAGGGGGCUUUGUUGCAAACCUGGAGCCCGUCUCCCUCACUGAUCGAGAGGUGAUCUCCCGGCUGCGGAACUGCAUCGUCUCGCUGGUGACUCAGAGGAUGAUGCUGUAUGAUACCAGCAUCCUAUAUUGCUAUGAGGCAUCCCUUCCACAUCAGAUUAAAGACAUCUUAAAGCCAGAAAUAAUGGAAGAGAUUGUGAUGGAAACGCGGCAGAGACUUUUGGAACAGGAGGGAUGAGGAGGAGCCUCUGAAGGACAGGACUGUAUACCUGACUGGAGCAGCUCUUGAAAGUGAAGAAUCUGGUUUGUGGUCCUGCGUGUGGCACAGCAAAGAUCUGGGACUGGGAAACUCAUCAUGGACCUGCGUCGGGCUGCCUCCAGCCCACAGACCUGCAUUCUUCUGUUCCAAGGCAAAGCCUGGGAGAGGUGAACUGUGCCACCUGCCCCUUGGGCUGCCUGCAGCUCCCCAGCACUGGGGGUGGGUUUGGGUCUUCAGAAGUAGGGGGUGUUCCAUUCCAGCCAAUGGACUCCCAUCCUGGAAUAAUGUGGAGAAUCUUUUGUCUUCUACUUACCAUCAGUUCACAAAACACAAUGCCCCAUGAAAUUGCUCCUAUAAAAAACAUGGCCUCUUUGACCCCAGA
This is a messenger RNA of Miniopterus natalensis, 1285 nucleotides long. RefSeq names its product exosome component 2 (gene EXOSC2). Gene Ontology annotation, biological process: exonucleolytic trimming to generate mature 3'-end of 5.8S rRNA from tricistronic rRNA transcript (SSU-rRNA, 5.8S rRNA, LSU-rRNA); nuclear polyadenylation-dependent rRNA catabolic process; poly(A)-dependent snoRNA 3'-end processing. Gene Ontology annotation, cellular component: cytoplasmic exosome (RNase complex); nuclear exosome (RNase complex). Gene Ontology annotation, molecular function: RNA binding. NCBI's taxonomy places the organism in Eukaryota, Metazoa, Chordata, Mammalia, Chiroptera, Miniopteridae. The record is from RefSeq and is a predicted model, not a curated record.